GAUAAAAAGUCCUGGAUAGAGUGUGGACUUGAAUUUAUGCCAUAUGUUUAUAACAUUUCAUGCUCAUUUGUAUAAUUUUUUUUUUUUUUUGAGAAAGACAAUAAUUGAAGUGGCGAUGGAUUGCUUUAAUAAUAAUUACUAUUUUUAAGACUUAGAGCCAAUAAUGUCUCUGGGGCAGUUAAUUAAAACUGAUGUUUGUUAUGAAUAAACUUAAAAGGAGAAAAAAAAAAUUCUUGUUAAGAGUGUGUAAAUAUAGUAGUGUUUAUUCAUGGAUAAGUGUGACCUGUGCCGUGAGAAGAGUGUGCCUCUGAGUGAGGUCGAUUUGGACAACAUGGAGCAGUGUGACGGGGGAAUACACAAAAGCAUUAAGAUAAACAGUGUCAAAACAAAUAAGAAAACAAAGAUUACUGCUGAAGUUAACAAGCUAGUUGACCUAAAAAAGCAACUAAAUGAAGAUGGACCCAAGAAAUUUGUACUCAAAACCCCAAAGGGUACAAGAGAUUUUUCACCAGAGCAAAUGGCAAUACGAGAAGGUGUCUUCAACAACAUCAUAGCAUGUUUUAAACGUCAUGGUGCUGAAACUAUAGACACACCAGUCUUUGAGCUCAAGGAAACGUUAACUGGUAAAUAUGGUGAAGACUCUAAGCUUAUUUAUGAUCUAGCAGACCAAGGUGGAGAGCUUUUGUCACUACGUUAUGAUCUGACUGUACCAUUUGCUCGAUACCUUGCUAUGAACAAAGUUACCAAUAUUAAACGUUACCAUAUAGCUAAAGUGUAUCGUAGAGAUAAUCCAGCAAUGAACCGGGGAAGAUUCAGGGAAUUUUACCAGUGUGAUUUUGAUAUUGCAGGUCAGUAUGAUCCAAUGUUGCCUGAUGCAGAAUGUAUUAAGAUAGUUGUAGAGAUCUUGUCUAGUUUGGAUGUUGGAGAGUUUGUUGUUAAGGUAAAUCACAGAAAACUCUUAGAUGGCAUGUUUGCUGCUUGUGGUGUUCCUGAUGACAAAUUUAGACCCAUCUGUUCUUCUGUGGACAAAUUAGAUAAGACAUUCUGGGAUGACGUCAGAUCAGAAAUGGUUGAUGAAAAGGGGCUGGACCCCAAAUCUGCUGAUAUGAUUGGAGAAUAUGUCAGAUAUAAAGGAGGGUUAGAGCUAGUGAAAGAAUUACUAAAUGAUCAAAAUCUUAAGUCACAAAAAAAUGCAUUAGAGGGUCUGGAGGAUCUCAAACUUUUAUUAACUUACUGUGACUCUAUUGGUGUCACAAAUAAGGUCAUCUUUGAUAUGAGUCUUGCAAGAGGUCUUGACUAUUAUACUGGUGUUAUAUAUGAAGCUAUUCUAACAGGUCACACAGUCCAACUGUCUGAUCAAACAGGCGAGGAAUCUGUUGGAGUUGGUAGUGUAGCUGGUGGAGGUCGUUACGAUGGCCUUGUAGGCAUGUUUGAUGCCAAAGGAAAGAAAGUUCCUUGUGUGGGUGUUAGUAUUGGCAUCGAAAGACUUUUCUCUAUAAUGGAAGCUAAGGCUCAGGCAGCUCAGACAAAGAUUCGUACAACAGAGACUGAGGUUUAUGUGAUAGCAGCUCAAAAGAACAUGGUAGAAGAGAGAUUGAAGUUGACUAACGCAUUAUGGGAUGCUGACAUUAAGACUGAACAGUCUUACAAAAAAAAUACAAAAAUGUUGAGUGAAUUCCAGUUUUGUGAACAACGAGGAAUACCAUUAGCAGUCAUCAUUGGUCAGUCAGAAAUAGAAUCUGGAGUUGUGAAAUUGAAGGUUAUUGGCUCAAGAGAAGAGAGAGAAGUCCCACGAGCAAACAUGAUAGAAGAGAUAAAGAAUACUUUAGCAUCCAUUAAAGUAGCUAAAGAACAAAAUAACCAGAAAGAAAGUUAGGGCUCAAUAAUCUCAUGCUGCAUCCCAGUGGCAGAAAACUUGUACACACAGUGAUAUCAUCAUAGAAAUGUCAACAGUGAAACAUAAACAUACAUUGACAAAGAAAACUCCAGAAAGUUUUGAACUGUAAUUUAUUUAGGGGCAAUUUAUUUAUUGACAUCUUCAUGUUUUGCAUGUUGUACAAUGUAUGAAUCUAACAAUUUAUUUCUGUCAUGUAAUUUAACAACAAUAAUCAAACAUUGCAGAAUGAAACUAGCAAUUUAAAUGUAUAGUCUCUUUGUCAUAGUAUUAAUUAGUUUAUUAUUUAUUGAAUACCAUGACUGGAGAGGAUUGUCAUAAGUGGGAGCAUUUUUAUUUUUUUUUUAGAAAUUGUACUUUAAAGGAAUAACAGCAAAGAUGAAAUUCAGCUGACAUCAUCAAAAUGCAGGAUUUUUUUUUUAUUUUGGUCCUGUCAUUUCAGAGUUAAUGUAAAGAAUUAAGGCAUUAAGAGUUAUAUUAAUUUAGCAGUGAAGGUUCUGAAAAACUGAAGCUAAAUGUAUGAACUUACUUCUUCUUGAUUAAACUUAUAUGUAUUGUGAAUUGAAUAAACUAUUAAAUUUUGUUGAAAUAUU
Messenger RNA from Biomphalaria glabrata, 2487 nucleotides. RefSeq names its product histidine--tRNA ligase, cytoplasmic-like. The record is from RefSeq and is a predicted model, not a curated record. The transcript has 14 exons. The coding region runs from base 269 to 1876 and encodes 535 amino acids. Gene Ontology annotation, cellular component: cytoplasm; mitochondrion. Gene Ontology annotation, biological process: mitochondrial translation; histidyl-tRNA aminoacylation. Lineage: Eukaryota; Metazoa; Mollusca; Gastropoda; Planorbidae. Gene Ontology annotation, molecular function: ATP binding; histidine-tRNA ligase activity.